Truncatella angustata is the source of this 1146-nucleotide messenger RNA. RefSeq lists its product as uncharacterized. The coding region runs from base 1 to 1146 and encodes 381 amino acids. The transcript has 3 exons. The record is from RefSeq and is a predicted model, not a curated record. NCBI's taxonomy places the organism in Eukaryota, Fungi, Ascomycota, Sordariomycetes, Amphisphaeriales, Sporocadaceae.
AUGGCCACGCCACCUCAGCCCAAUGUCAGCUUUAUAGACGAGUUUCAACAGUUGAAAGACGCCCAGAAGUCGGCCACUUCCGAGAAACUUGACGAUUUUUCCAGGAGGAACGUUUGGUUUGCUGAGAAUCAGUUACACCAAGUUUUAACAGACCUCUAUACUAAGACGGCGAAGGCACUCCAGGUUCGCGAAUGGUUAAUCCUCAAGGCCCAAGAAGAGGAAUUGCCUGAACACCACAUUGAAUCUAUCAAACAACAGCAUUCCAGCUUGGAAAAUAUCCACAGAAGCAUCAAUAAUUGUCUCAAGAACCACCCUAUCGAUAUUGCCUCUGGGAAACGCUUGACCACACCAACCGAACAGCCAAUUUGUGUCUCACCACAAGGCAUUGCUAACACAGCAUAUAACUUAUCCUCCAGCACGGCUUCGAAACCUCCCACAUUUAUCGCGUCAGCACCAAACGUCUCACGGUCAGAAGUCAGACCUCUGAAGAAGCCAGUUGUUUCGCUCAAGCGUCAAGCAGAGACUCCCAUUGUCAUUGCCCACCUUACCCCUAAGAAGGCCAAGACUGAAGCCAAAAAAGAUAACAAAGUAGGGCAAAGUAAACAGCAUACUUCGUGGGCAGUGUUGCUAAGGGUCCUGAUAGAGUACGACCUGUGCCGACUCCAACCCACCACCCACUCAGACGACUACCCUUGCUCCCCUAGGCAAGCUCGGACCGCAAGUAAGCAGAAUUAUAAGAUCAUCGUUGGAAACAGGCCUCAAAAACAAAUCCGGUUAUUCCAACCUAUACGAGGCGCCGGACGCGUUCGAGAUAUUAGUGGUCAGAUUAUUACCGGAACUCGAACAGUUACGUUGGAAUUUCUGAAGAGGAGGAUGCGCCUGAAGGGAAAGGAGGGUGGGGGGGUCAUCUCCGUCCUCUGGCAGUGCAUUCGCUCGGCCUUCGAGGUACAGGAUGCCGCUGGCGUCUGGAACUUUGGAGCUGAUGUAUUUGACGACGCGCUUGGCGUGUGCCUUGGCUGGGGUAUUUUGCCUCCAGCACCGCUUCUACGUCGAUGGCCAUAUACGCGGGCUCGGCAGGGUAUCUCCGAGACUGUGCUACGGGUACUAGACUUCGAGUUGAAGGUCGAUUCAGCGGGGCAGAGUUAG